This is a messenger RNA of Linum trigynum, 2331 nucleotides long. NCBI's taxonomy places the organism in Eukaryota, Viridiplantae, Streptophyta, Magnoliopsida, Malpighiales, Linaceae. The record is from the annotation of a GenBank genome assembly.
AUGGCGGAUGCUUCAGCGGUGGUUGUGGAAGAACACCUCGACGUUCUGACUAAAACCGGAGAGAAAACAGGCGUCUCCAAGCCCAGGGGAGCAGUCCAUCGCGACGGAGAUUAUCACAGGGCUGUUCACGUUUGGAUUUUUGCUGAGAGUACCCAGCAACUGCUUCUCCAGAAGCGUGCUGACUGUAAGGAUUCAUGGCCUGGGCAGUGGGACAUAUCCAGUGCUGGACAUAUUUCUGCUGGUGAUUCCUCGCUUGUGUCAGCAAGGCGGGAGCUUCAGGAGGAGCUAGGAAUCAGCCUUCCUAGAGAUGCAUUUGAGUUGAUAUUCGUUUUCCUUCAAGAGUGUGUGAUCAAUGAUGGGACAUUCAUCAAUAAUGAAUUUAACGAUGUAUACCUUGUGACAACUACAGAUCCGAUUCCUUUGGAGGCCUUUACUCUUCAGGAAUCAGAAGUAUCUGCUGUUAAAUAUGUGUCCUACGAGGAGUACAGGAGUUUUCUUGCCAAAGAAGAUCCCGAAUAUGUUCCGUAUGAUGUAAAUGGACCAUACGAUCAACUCUUUCAAAUAAUUAGGCAAAGGUACAACCAAGAUAGUAAAGCACAAAAUAUAACUCUGCAGAAGCAACUGCAGCGUUAUGCUCCUGUUACUCUCAAUGAUGAGUUGACAGGGCUGUCAGAUGCAGACAAGGAGGCUUUGAGUUUGAUAAUUAAGGCUGCAAAAGUCAUGGAUGACAUCUUCUAUCUGCAGGUUUGGGAAAGCAAUCCUGCUUUGAGAGAUUGGUUGAAUUCAAAUGCUGAUGCCUCAGAAUUGGAAAAAUCGAAGUGGAAAUAUUAUAUGAUCAACAAGGGACCAUGGUCCUGCCUUGAUGAAAAUCAGGCAUUUCUGACAACCAAAGACUCAGCAGUAAGGUUGAUUCCUGAAGCCACAAAGUCAGUAAGUGGAUGGAAGGGUCUAGAGUACAAAGGGGCAUUUCCUACACUCAAGCCUCCUGGUGCAAACUUCUAUCCUCCAGAUAUGGACAAAAUGGAGUUUGAGUUGUGGAAGAACAAGUUGUCACAACAAGAAGAUGCGACAAGCUUUUUCACAGUCAUCAAAAGACACAGUGAAGGCUUCUCUUCCUCGGAUCAUACAAUUAGCAAGACAAGUCAUUUGGCAGAUAAUGGGGAUCUGUUUACUGUUCCAUACUCUAUAGAGUACAAAUAUUUCCUCACAAAAGCUGCUGAGCUUUUGCGUAAGGCAGGCGACUUGGCCAGCUCACCAAGUUUGAAGAGGUUACUUCAUAGCAAGGCUGAUGCAUUCCUAUCAAACAAUUAUUACGAUUCAGACAUAGCCUGGAUGGAAUUGGACUCUAAGCUUGAUGUAACAAUAGGUCCAUACGAGACAUAUGAAGAUUCAAUUUUUGGAUACAAGGCCACAUUUGAAGCAUUUGUUGGAAUCCGAGACGACAAGGCUACAGCUCAAUUGAAAAUGUUUGGGGAGAAUUUGCAGGUUCUUGAGCAAAAUCUUCCAAUGGAUAAUGCGUACAAAUCAAAAGACAUUCAUGUUGCUCCGAUUCGUGUCAUAAGGCUACUUUACAAUGCUGGGGAUGUUAAGGGUCCUCAGACAGUUGCUUUCAACUUACCAAAUGACGAACGAAUAGUGAAAGAUCGCGGAACUUCAAUGGUUAUGCUUAAGAAUGUUUCAGAGGCAAAGUUCAAGCACAUUCUUCGACCUAUAGCUGAUGCCUGCAUUUCUGAGGGACAAAACAAACUUGUAGAUUUUGACUCAUUCUUUACACAUACAAUCUGCCAUGAGUGCUGUCACGGUAUUGGACCUCACACAAUAACGCUUCCAGAUGGUAAGAAGUCCACAGUAAGAAAGGAGCUCCAAGAACUCCACUCUGCUUUGGAAGAAGCUAAAGCUGAUAUAGUUGGUCUCUGGGCACUCAAGUUUUUGAUCCGUCAGGGUUUGCUUCCAAAGAGCCUAGAGGAAUCGAUGUACGUUUCUUUCCUUGCAGGAUGCUUCCGGUCAGUUCGCUUCGGCUUGGAGGAAGCUCACGGAAAAGGAGAAGCGGUGCAGUUCAACUGGAUGUUCGAGAAAGGAGCAUUCGUCUUGCAUCCUGACGAGACUUUCUCCGUUGAUUUCACCAAGGUUGAUGAUGCAGUUGAAAGCUUGAGUUGUGAGAUCCUUACCAUCCAAGCAAAAGGUGACAAAGGAGCUGCAAGCCUACUCCUCCAAAACUACUGUAAACUGACUCCUCCAUUGAAACUGGCAUUGCAAAAGCUAGAGAAUAUUCAGGUGCCGGUGGAUAUAGCUCCCACGUUCCCUUUAGCCGCAAAAAUUCUGAAGCAGUGA